AUGAAGGCCGCGCUCACCACCCUCCUCCUCACGUCCCUCGGCUUCGGCGCCGCCGCCACGGCCCCCGGCCCGGUGCAGGCCCCGGCGCUCGCCGGCGUCGCGGGCCCCAUCUCCCCCACGGACCGCAUCUACACCGGCGACCAGUCCUCCAACACCAUCACCGUGAUCCAGCCCUCCACCGGCACCGUGCUCGGCACCAUCAGCCUCGGCGACUCCCGCCUCGGCGCGCUCCUCAACCCGCAGUACCUGCGCGCCGUCAACGCGCACGGCCUCGGCCUCGCCCGCGACGGCCGCCACAUCGUCUCCCUCAGCGUCGCCUCCAACACCGCCACCGUCAUCCGCUGCGCCGACAACGCCAUCAUCUCCCGCACCCACACCGACCGCAACCCGCACGAGGCCAUGUUCGCCCCGGACAACCGCACCGUCUGGGUCGCCACGCGCGGCGCCGACAGCAUCUCCCUCAUCGACGGCCUGCAGGGAGGGGUGGUGGCGAGGGUGCCGUCGCCGGGCGGGCCGAGCAAGGUGCUGUUUUCCCCGGACGGGGCGACCGCGUACGCGAACCACAUCAACGGGUCGUACGUGUCGGUCAUUGACGUGGCCGCCCGGCGGGAGACGGCGACCAUCACGGGACUGGCGGACAAGUUCUCCUCGGACAUGAUGCUGUCGCCGGACGGCGCGCGGCUGUGGGUGGCGCACAAGAUGGUCGGCAAGGUCUCCGUGGUGUCCGCGGCGACGCGGCGCGUGGUGGCGGUGCUGGACACGGGCGCGGAGACGAACCACCCGCAGUUCGCCGUGGUGGGCGGGGUGACGCACGGGUUCGUGACGGUGGCGGCGGCCAACGCGACGCUCGUGUACGCGCAGCCGGACCCGGAGGCAGCACCGGUGUACGUGGGCGCGAUCAGGUCGUCGGGCGUGGAGCCGCACGGGCUGUGGCCGAGCCCGGACAACACGCGGCUGUACGUGCUCAACGAGCACAGCGACACGGUGGACGAGGUGGACCUGACGGCGCGGCCGGCGCCGAGGGUGGUGCGCACGCUGAACGUCGGGCAGGAGGGCCAGGCGCUGGUGUACGUGGCCGGCGCGGUGCCGGAGGGCAGCAACGGCACGGCGAACCUGGGACGGCAGGGGCUUGUGGACCGGCGGCCGGCGAAUAAGGUGAUUACGCUGUCGGAGCCGCGGAGGACUAGCAUGGAUCAGCACGGAGGCCGGGUACAACAACAGCAGCAGCAGCAGCAGCAGCAGCAGCAGCAGCAGCAGCAGCAGCAGCACGGAUCGGCGGGGGCGGUGGUGCCGUCGGCGUUGGUCACGGUGCGGAGGCAGACGGGGCUGGACAUGGUGCAGGUCAUCGGGCGCAACUUGAGGCUCAACACGACGUAUACGGUGUCGGCGGGUGGUCGGCGGUUUGGCGGCCACAGCAUCCCGCUGGUCGACUUUCAGGCCACCGUGCCGACGGCAGGCACGGGCUGCGGCACGGCGCCGCAGGUGCUGGCAUUUGUCAAGUUCUUUGGUGUAUACGAUGUCGACUCGCUGACGUUGACGGAGUCGGCCUCGGGAUUUCCGUAG
Molecule: messenger RNA, 1563 nt
Organism: Cordyceps fumosorosea ARSEF 2679
Lineage: Eukaryota; Fungi; Ascomycota; Sordariomycetes; Hypocreales; Cordycipitaceae
Product: 40-residue YVTN family beta-propeller repeat protein
Exons: 1
Coding region: 1-1563 (520 amino acids)
Molecular function (GO): protein binding
Source: RefSeq, a predicted model, not a curated record